AUGUCAGAAGAUUCAGAAAAGGAAGACUAUUCAGACAGAACAAUCAGUGAUGAUGAAUCCGAUGAGGAUAACUUCAUGAAAUUUGUAAGCGAAGAUAUCCACCGGUGUGCACUUUUAACAGCUGACUCUAUUAGUGACCCAUUUUUCCCCCGAACUACCCAGAUACUGUUGGAAUAUCAACUAGGGAGAUGGGUGCCACGUCUUCGUGAACCACGAGAUUUAUAUGGUGUCUCUUCUUCUGGUCCGCUGAGCCCUACACGGUGGCCGUACCACUGUGAGGUCAUUGAUGAAAAGGUCCAGCAUAUUGAUUGGACUCCUUAUCCUGAGCCAUUGUACACCCCAACAGGCCUAGAGAUGGAACCCCUUUAUCCAAACUCCAAGGAAGAUACUGUAGUUUAUCUAGCUGAAGAUGCUUACAAGGAGCCCUGUUUUGUGUAUUCCCGAGUAGGGGGCAACCGAACACCUCUGAAGCAACCUGUGGAUAACUAUGACAAUACUUUGACGUUCGAAGCAAGGUUUGAGAGUGGAAAUCUACAGAAGGUAGUCAAAGUGGCAGAAUAUGAAUACCAGUUGACCGUGCGCCCUGACCUCUUCACAAAUAAACACACCCAGUGGUACUAUUUCCAAGUCACUAAUACCCAAGCAGGAAUAGUCUACAGAUUCACUAUAAUCAAUUUCACUAAGCCUGCUAGUCUUUACAAUCGGGGUAUGCGCCCACUCUUUUAUUCUGAAAAAGAAGCCAAGGCUCAUAAUAUUGGCUGGCAGAGAAUAGGAGAUCAAAUCAAGUAUUACAGGAACAACCAGGGACAAGAGGGGCGCCAUUAUUUCUCUCUUACAUGGACAUUUCAAUUUCCACACAACAAAGAUACCUGCUACUUUGCUCACUGCUAUCCAUAUACUUACACCAACCUGCAAGAAUAUCUUUCUACUAUCAGUCAUGACUCAGUACGGUCAAAGUUUUGUAAAAUACGCGUCUUGUGCCACACAAUUGCUAGGAACAUGGUGUAUGUUUUAACAAUCACUACUCCCUUCAAGAGCACUGACUCAAGAAAACGAAAGGCUGUGAUUUUGACUGCAAGGGUACAUCCAGGAGAAACCAACAGCUCUUGGAUCAUGAAAGGCUUCCUAGAUUAUAUUUUAGGAGACUCAAGUGAUGCGCAGUUGCUUCGGGACACUUUCAUCUUUAAGGUGGUACCCAUGCUGAAUCCAGAUGGUGUGAUUGUGGGAAAUUAUCGUUGUUCCUUAGCUGGACGAGAUUUAAACCGUAAUUAUACAUCUUUCCGGAAGGAAUCAUUUCCUUCUGUUUGGUAUACCCGGAACAUGAUCCGUAGAUUGAUGGAGAAACGAGAGGUUAUUUUAUAUUGUGACCUUCAUGGCCACAGUAGAAAAGAGAACAUCUUCAUGUAUGGUUGUGAUGGUAGUGAUAGAUGUAAAGCAUUAUACCUACAGCAACGAAUCUUCCCACUUAUGCUGAGCAAAAAUUGUCCAGACAAAUUUUCAUUCUCAGCUUGCAAGUUUAAUGUUCAGAAGAGCAAAGAGGGAACAGGAAGGGUAGUAAUGUGGAAAAUGGGAAUCAGAAACAGCUUUACCAUGGAGGCUACUUUUUGUGGAUCUACCCUGGGUAAUAAACGGGGCACUCAUUUCAACACAAAAGACUUGGAGUCAGUGGGAUACCAUUUUUGUGAUUCUCUCUUGGAUUAUUGUGAUCCAGACCGAACCAAGUAUUACCAGUGCUUGAAAGAAUUAGAAGAAAUGGAAAAACAUAUAAACUUGGAAAAAAUCCUUGAGGAUUCAGAUACUUCUCUGAAAGAAAUAACACUGGAUCUAGAGUCUAGUAGCCGAGGCUCCGACAGUUCAGAAUCCAGUGAGUCUCAGACUUAUCUUCUCAAGUUAACUUCUCAGAUAAAAAGCAAGAAAAAACACCUGAAAACAAAGAAGGAAAGAAAUUCUACCAUAGCAAGUCAUCAAAACACCAGAGAAGAGCAAGAGGCAUGUGAUAAAGGACAUUUAGCGCGAAGACACACAGAAUCAAAUUCUGAUGUGAAAGAUAUAAAGCCAAAUAUAUCAGAUGAUUGUAUAUUUGAUUAUUUCAGAAGACCAUUCCCUAAUCAAGGUUUGGAAGAGAGAAGCCCUUGAGAGUCCUCUAGCCUCACCUAUUCAUUCCAGGAUCCAGCUUCAUCCAGCCUUUGAUUCACUACACUUGGUAACAGUGAAAAUACCUGGACGAG
Molecule: messenger RNA, 2228 nt
Organism: Neomonachus schauinslandi (Hawaiian monk seal)
Lineage: Eukaryota; Metazoa; Chordata; Mammalia; Carnivora; Phocidae
Gene: AGBL3
Product: AGBL carboxypeptidase 3
Exons: 16
Coding region: 1-2136 (711 amino acids)
Biological process (GO): proteolysis
Molecular function (GO): zinc ion binding; metallocarboxypeptidase activity
Source: RefSeq, a predicted model, not a curated record